Molecule: messenger RNA, 618 nt
Organism: Metarhizium brunneum ARSEF 3297
Lineage: Eukaryota; Fungi; Ascomycota; Sordariomycetes; Hypocreales; Clavicipitaceae
Source: RefSeq, a predicted model, not a curated record
AUGAAGUUCUCCUCGGCAUCAUUUCUCGUCGUGUCUGCCGCUGCGGUUGUCCUUGGUGUGCCUGUGCCUGCGCCCCCGGGUAUUCCAACUGCUUCGACCGCCAGGACUCUUCUUGCUGGCCUCAAGGUUGCUACGCCGUUGAGCGGUGAUGGCUACUCCCGCACCCUGUUCCCUACGUGGGAGACCAUCGAGGGGACUUGCAACGCUCGCGAGUUUGUACUCAAGCGAGAUGGAACAGACGUCCAGACCAACACGGCAUGUGUCGCCCAGUCUGGCAACUGGGUUUCUCCGUAUGACGGUGUCUCAUUCACCGCCGCCUCGGAUCUCGACAUUGACCACAUGAUUCCACUCAAGAAUGCCUGGAUUUCCGGCGCCUCGCAAUGGACCACGGACAAGCGCAAAGGUCUCGCCAACGACAUCACCCGUCCUCAGCUCUGGGCCGUCUCUGCCCAUGCCAACCGUGCCAAGGGCGACAGCAGCCCCGACGAGUGGAAGCCCUCCCUGAAGACCUUCUGGUGCACCUACUCCAAGAGCUGGAUCCAGGUCAAGAGCCAUUACUCACUGACCAUUACCGAUGCUGAGAAGGGCGCGCUGUCAGGCAUGCUGGACUCUUGCUAA